AUGAAUACUCUGUCGUUUUCUCGGCGUACUUACAUUGUUCGUGCUACAUUUCAACAAAAAAAUAUGUCUUCGCUUUCUGAAACGCUCACAUCUCUUCGACAAGCUAUCAUUCGAUAUGGUUUCCCUAUUUCCCUCACAUUAGGCAACAUCGGCAAUCUCUUCAUUAUCUACAUCUUCUGCCAAAAACAGUAUCGACACAACUCCUGUUCACUUUAUCUAGUUGCUGCUGCUAUAUCUAGUAUCAUUGGCAUCAACUGGGGUAUCGGUACUAAUAUGUAUGCUCUCUAUCAACCACCCGAUCCAUUCACUCAGUCGCUUUUUCUUUGUCGACUUCGUGGUUUUCUACUACAAAGUUCAACGUUUCUAUACAAGACAAUGAUUUCGCUUGGAUGUAUCGAUCGAUUCGCAGUGACAUCAUCUCGAGUUCGUAUACGUGAAUUCAGCAAACCACGUGUUGCACUCAAAGUCAUCUUCGGGAUGACACUCUUAUGCAUGAUCAUCUCCAUACAUCUGCCAAUCUUUGAAGUCAUUGACAACAAUCGAUGCAUAAUCGUCGGAACCUUCUCAGAUAUGUUUCUGUUUGCUGAUCGUGAAGAACUUGAGAAGCGUCCAUAA
This is a messenger RNA of Adineta ricciae, 615 nucleotides long. Lineage: Eukaryota; Metazoa; Rotifera; Eurotatoria; Adinetida; Adinetidae. The record is from the annotation of a GenBank genome assembly.